Molecule: messenger RNA, 1885 nt
Organism: Cercospora beticola
Lineage: Eukaryota; Fungi; Ascomycota; Dothideomycetes; Mycosphaerellales; Mycosphaerellaceae
Source: RefSeq, a predicted model, not a curated record
CAUCCUGAAAGAUGCAGCUCAUCUAUAGUUGUUGGCUAGUUUUUUGUGCCUUGUCAAUCGCAACUACAGCUGAUAAGCUUGGCCAUGAGGCAAAUCGUGCAUAUCCGGGCCCACGACUCAAUCAGGCGUCAGGACGAAGCCCAUCGAACGAUGCAAGCUAUGAACUAAAGACUGAGACGAUGAAAGACGAGAAAUCGGCAGCAGACAGGUCUCCUGACACUGAAUAUACUUCACGCCACACGGAUACUGUAUUUGAAGACGGCGAGUAUCUCAUCGCUGCUGUGCAAAGCGCUCACAAUGGCAAAAGGCAAGCUGGAUUGACGCAAUGGGCUACUGUCGAUGGCGAGAUCAGCAACGACUGCACCACCGCUCCGGUAUAUCGAUUGUUCAACGACACGUUGACUACAAUACUCGCUGGGGCCGAAGCUAUAUACUCGACAGAGCCUGGCCUGCCAAACAAGCUUUUCAUUCCAACGUAUACCUCGUCGACCAUCAACACGACGUUCACCAUGGGCCCUCAAGGAACGAUCACAUGGCGGCAUCCGUCCUUCUUCGGCGGGCAGGCUCAAUUCUGCGCCAUGAUCGGGCGAGGCAUCAUAUACGCAGUUUUCACGCGGAAUGGAUUCCCGGAUGGCUGCUUCCUCGUACAGUUGUCAUUGUUCUCGAUUGCCUCUUGCAGAGACAUCCAAAGUUCAAUGCAGACGCAGAUCGAUGCUCUCAGUCGCGCGGUGAAUAGCAUCCAGCUCAAUACAUACACCGCGUAUGUCCCGACAACAGUCGUACAGCGAAUCGUUGUCACCAAUACUCCUCCCGCUCAAACUCAGACUGCGACACGGGUCGUUACAGCGACUACGAGUAUCUUGCAACAGCUGCCAGCUCCGUCGCUGUGCGGCAAUCAGGGAAUGCAAUAUGGUGUCUUUGCAAACAAUCAGCCUGCCCACGUCAACGGAGAUGCCUAUAGCGCAUACGACCCGACCUAUCUCAAGGCGCGAGGCUCUGCCGGCUCUAACAGUACCUGGACGACAAUUUAUUACAACGGUACAAUACCAAGCAUCGGAGGAUACCAGAACAACUGUGGUGCGACUACAGUGACCCUCUACACCGGUGCACCACGAACUGUACCCUGCCAGCAGUUCUCAGCGGAUUAUCGAGGUUACUUGUACGUCUAUAUGGCUGGGCAAUGGUCUUUCGUCGCAUCUGGAGUCGACGACGCAUUUGUGUUGUGGCUGGGCGCCUUGGCUCAAAGAGGCUGGACGAAAGCUAAUGCGAACUUGUCUUUGGCUUUCGCAUAUAGUUCUGGUGCACCGACGGGGACGUUCACGACAUUUCUCGAGGCCGGAACGUAUCUGCCCAUGAGAGUCGUCCAUGGACAGGGUGUUGGUGGUUAUGGAUAUCAGUUCACGAUACAGGAUCCCAAUGGAGCUAUUGCGCUGACGACUGCGAGUCAAGGGUCUGGGUACAUUGUGCAGAACUCUUGCGAUAGGACUACUGCUCCGCCGUUUGUUGGUGCUUUUGGUCAAGAGGUGUGAUCAGUAUUCAACUGGGGACCUGAGGAUGAAGCUCCUUCUCACGCCACAGCAUGUCAAACAUUGAUCGUUGAAGGUGCUCAAAACAUCGCUGUCUAUGUACAUAAGUAUUAUUACACAACCACUACAUCUUCGGCUGCGGCCCAAUCUCAUUACUGGUAAACAGUUCGCGUUCGAUCCUCUCCCGCCUCUCCUGCUCCGCAAUCGGACUGUUAUCCCCAAAAAUCUCAUCCAUCUCUUCCAAACUCUUCCCUUUUGUCUCCGGGACACAGAAGUAUAUCCAAACACCACCAAUGACGCAGAAAUUUGCGAAGAACACAUAUGUCCCGUAACCUGUCUUCUGGACAAGUGGAGGGGUG